CCAGUUUGAAGAACAGUCGCCAGAGGCGGAUUGUUUCCUUCUUACGAGACAUUUAUAGCGGGAUUAAUUAGCUACAAAUCACAGGGGCUUUGCUGCGGGACAGGUGUUCAAAAUGGCUGACAACCAGGUGAUUCUGCAGUUCCGCUUUGCCACAUUCGGUGACUCCAUGUUGCAGAAGAUGAAUCUCCUGCGUCACCAGAAACGCUUCUGUGACGUGGUGGUCUGUAUAAACCAGCUGGAGGUCCCUGGUCACAAAGUGGUGUUCGCUGCCGGCUCGUCUUUCCUCAGGGACCAGUUCAUUCUUCAGCAGAGCUCCAAAGAGGUCCGUAUUUCCAUGAUCCAGGAGGCCAAGAUAGGCCGCCAGCUGCUGCUCUCCUGCUACACCGGUCAGUUGGAGUUCCCCGAGCUGGAAUUGGUCCAUUACCUGACUGUGGCCAGCUUCCUCCAAAUGGACCACAUUGUGGAACAGUGCACUCAGGCCCUCAGUAAGUUCAUCAAGCCACAGCCACAGCGCAAGCUGGAGAUGGACUUGGAGAUGAGGGGCGAGAGUGGAGAUGAGGACUUACCUUCCCAGGUGUUGAGAAAACAAGAUCAGUCACCGGUGGAGCCGGUGCAUCAGGACAUGGAGGAGGUGGAGGAGGUGGAAGAGGAGGACGAGGCCGAGUUGAUAGAGGACAACAGUGGGGAUGAAAUCAUAAUGGAGCCCAAACCCCCCGUGCAGGUGUCCGGUGCUUACUCUCGACAUGGCACGCGGGAGAACCAUGUGGAUAUUGUGAAAGUGGAGUCGGAUACAGCAGAGAACUCCAUCAGCAGCCACUUCUCCACGAGCCCGGCUGCGCCCCUCUGCUCCCCUGAGCCUCAGCACUCCCUCAUCAACUCCACAGUGGACGUGGCGGGCCGUGGCCCUGAGGUGGCCGCCUCCCCGGCCUCCGCCAGCUACCUGCCCGCCUCGGCGCCGGUCUACCCCUCUGUUGAGAAGCAUGCUGGCUACCAGAGGAGCUACGAUAAGCCCCCCCACUGGUACCACCAGUGUCCCAAGUGUGCCAGAGUGUUCCGGCAGCUGGAGAAUUACGCCAACCACUUGAAGAUGCACAAACUGUUCAUGUGCCUCUUGUGUGGCAAGACCUUCACGCAGAAGGGAAACCUGCACAGGCACAUGCGCGUCCACGCCGGCAUCAAACCGUUCCAGUGCAAAAUCUGUGGGAAGACCUUCACUCAGAAGUGCUCUUUGUUGGAUCACCUGAACCUACACAGCGGAGACAAGCCCCACCGCUGCAACUACUGCGACAUGGUGUUCGCUCACAAGCCGGUGCUCCGGAAGCAUCUCAAGCAGAUUCACGGGAAGAACAGCUUCGACAACGCGAACGAGGGCAGCCUGCAUGACGGCGUGGCCGAUGAGUACGAAGCCUGUGGACAUUUCUAUUCAGCCGUGAACCCCGCCAGCUCUGACUUCCCCUCCAGUUUAAGACAUUGUAAAGAUGAUUCCGUGUAAGAGUAAGGCCUACACAUAGACCACAUUGAUCUCAUCUCACUAUUUGGAUGUCUAUAUCACCAGUGUUUCUUAACCUUGUCAAUUCCAGUGUCAUAAAUCUAAAAAUGUAAGGUUUCCUACCUUAAUAUUCAGAUUUCAUUAGUACAUAAUCUGUACUAUAUAACUUCACAGAAAAACAUUAUAUUAUUAUAAAAUCUGCUCAGUCACCGCACAAACCAACAUUCCCAUCGUAUAACGUAGCACGGAUGAAAAGAGCCUAAGAAGUGAACGUCUCUGGUGUAGUCUGCUGCAUUGAGCUCUGAGUAGGAAGUAGACAGUCCUUUCUUAUUCACUACUUAUUGACUAUUGUAGCUGUAGAAUUGCAUUUGUGACUCUGUUAGUCACUACAUUCAUCAUUUCCUCUGUAGCUUAAUGCAGAGUGUUGUUGGUGUAUUUGUAUUGUACUUGAAUAACCAACACUGAAACUUAAAAGUAUUGUUUUAUUGAUAAAACUACACGUGUAAUAUAAUUGUACAUUGUGAUAGUACACAGUAGCAGUUUUUAAAUCAGUGCACUUGAUCCUGGGGACAGUUACAGCAGUUUUACUGACUGAUCACAUGUGGACUGCAGAAGCAUCUAUUUACACAUUUCAAAUCGAAUUGUUGUUGAAUAAAUGUGGGACAAAGUGAUGUCACUUGUC
Messenger RNA from Synchiropus splendidus (mandarinfish), 2171 nucleotides. RefSeq names its product zinc finger and BTB domain containing 26 (gene zbtb26). Gene Ontology annotation, biological process: regulation of immune system process; negative regulation of transcription by RNA polymerase II; regulation of cytokine production. The transcript has 2 exons. The record is from RefSeq and is a predicted model, not a curated record. Bases 113 to 1492 code for a protein of 459 amino acids. Gene Ontology annotation, molecular function: protein binding. NCBI's taxonomy places the organism in Eukaryota, Metazoa, Chordata, Actinopteri, Syngnathiformes, Callionymidae.